AUGGAAGAGAUCGAUUCAAAAGCCAUUCUCGAGAGCUAUGGGCUCUUCAUGGACGACAUCUCGCAAAUUCGAGUCGUUGAUUCUAAAUCAGCUGAUUCCGCCCAGAACGCAAAGACCUGCACCGACAGAUUCGUGAUGGACGUCCAGGACCUCCAGCGAAUUCUCAAAGACUUUUCCGAAGAGUCAGCAAAGCUAGCCGAGCAAGUGAAGCAACGAAAACUGAUCGCGAUCGCUGCUCGCGCCAAAUUACAAGCAGUCACACGAGAGGCCGAACUCGAAAAGAUAGCCUUGCUCGAGAAAAUCGAAGAACAAAAGCUGCAAGCAGAGCGACUCCGAGCUGAACACGACGCUCUCAAGAGGAUCGAGCAAAGCCAGAAUAUCAUUUUGCAGCAAUUCAACGACUAA
This is a messenger RNA of Oikopleura dioica, 405 nucleotides long. The record is from the annotation of a GenBank genome assembly. NCBI's taxonomy places the organism in Eukaryota, Metazoa, Chordata, Appendicularia, Copelata, Oikopleuridae.